This is a messenger RNA of Symbiodinium sp. CCMP2592, 663 nucleotides long. NCBI's taxonomy places the organism in Eukaryota, Dinophyceae, Suessiales, Symbiodiniaceae. The record is from the annotation of a GenBank genome assembly.
AUGGGCAGGUUGGACAGGCACGGUGCAGGGGGCUCGUAUACAGACUUAGGCGCGUGUAAUGUGCUGUGCAGGCCCCAGUCCGUUCUGGAUUUUGCGGGGACACCUCUACUGGCUGCCAGCUACCGUGAUGGUCAGUGGUGGUGUGUGGAGCUGGCGAGAGCAAGGCAGACAUGUUUCGCAGAAAGUGAUGUGUGCGACAUCGUCGGUUCAAACCUUCGAAGCCUGCUUGGGCUGUGUUCCAGUGCAGAUGCAUCAGUGAGGGAUGCCGCGCAUUACACUAUUCGCAUUUACGGCAGCAAUGGAGUACCUUUUGUGAAGCAGCUGAUUGCGGAAACUAUGCUUGGCCUCAUGGAGAACUUGCUGCUAGAGUCCACGGAAAUCAGCCCAGAGGCCUCGAUCCAGGUUAUGCUGUGCACACAGCAUGUUGACAACUUGUUGCAAGCACUGGAGAGAACGCAACGUCAACAAUGGGUCUCCCUGCUGGUCAGAGUCCUACGUGCACAGCAGGGAUGCCGAAAGGAGUUGGUUCACGGCCUCAAGCUUCUUUGGAGAGCUGAUGACGAUCCCAGACGAAGCUAUGCCGAAGCAGAGCAGCACCUGAGGGCCCGGGCUUUCCCAAGAGCCGUGCGGCGAGAACUUGUUGAGUUGCUGCAGUCUGCCUAA